UCUCUCUGGCUAACUCAGUCCGCCAUUUGUGAACGAAUAUCACAAAUCAGAAAUCUCUUUCGGGUUCAUUCCGUUGAUUUUAGCACAUUGCGGUGGCCGUUCAUGUUUUGUAAUAUUAUAAAGUUGAACUCGUUCUUAUUCUAAAUAUACUACGCUUCAUAAGAAUAAUAAACGAUGUUCAAUACGAACAGCAGUUGAUUAUUAUGACAAGGUGAACACAGACCCAGUAAAAACAAUUUCUAUUAUAGUGCCUACGUACUUCCUACAAUGAUUAAUCUUUUGGGGCAAGGUUCUUCAAUAUUUUAUGUAAAUUAGUAUGUAUUGGUGUACAGUGACGUAUCGUGCAUUGAGUGGUGUCAUUACGUGCAAGAACGUACAGGGAGAUUACUUGUAAAGUUGUGGAGACUUGAAGGGCCGUUAUCUAGAAUUCAUAAAAUUGUUUGGCAUCGCGAAGGUAGUCGUUUUGCGUUGGUGUCUGAUGGAAAUUGGUGACAGAGUUUGUUAGCAUUGUGUAGUCAUGGGACCUAAGCCUCCACCGCCGCCUGGGCCGCCGCCGCCCCCGGGGCCGCCACCUCCGCCUAUUUUCGGCGGCAGCUCGAAGGGUGGCGGUGCUGAUGACAGGAGCGCCUUGUUGAGUUCAAUAAGGCAGGGUGCUAAGUUGAAAAAGACACAUACUGUGGACAAGAGUGGGCCGUAUAUACCUGGGAAAGUGUCAAAUGUGUCUGGUGGUGGAUCACCGAGUGGGGGCAGUGCGAGGAGUGCAGCGCCCCUGCAGAAUGGCGGCGGAGGUGGAGCGCCGCCAGGCCUGGGCGGCCUCUUCGCGGGAGGCAUGCCCAAACUGAGGCCUACUGGCAAACUGGCAGGCUCAACACCAAAUGGACAAGUCAAAUCCGACGCACCGCGGUACCCACCACCGCAGCCGCACCAACCGCCACCACAAAAGUCUUCCCCAGAGAAAACCCGGCCGGCAAUGCCUCCCGCCCCAGGGAGCAAUGUGGGGGCACUAUCAGCCGCACUGUCAGAGGCUCUAGCAGGCAGAGACAGAGAGACGAGGGAGUAUUCUAGAGAAGUAACAAGAGAAGUACCGAGAGAUCCACCCCAGAGACCAGCGGUGAGGAGACAGCCGAGUGAUAUAAGGACAAGAGGACCCCCACCUCAACCGCCUGUGCAGAAACCGGCGAUGCCUUUAAGUUCGUCAGACUCAGUGCUAACAACGAACUCAAUCCUGGACCGCAUCAGCAACCUUCAGCAGCAGACUUCGGAACAGGCCAUCAAUCCUCAUGUCGCCACUACGCUGCAUAGAAACAAGAGCUCCUUGCAUGCUGCGGGGCAAGGGAACUUGGGUGGUAGCAUGACAUCCCUUUCCUCCGCCUCCCCGUCACCCGCGCCCGCGUCUUCCCUCUCCACCUCAGACCUGUGCGACCGGCCGGCCCGCGUCAGCCACGGCAAGCCCAACCUAGCGCCGAAGCCCCCGCAGUUGGCCCCAGGCAGUACCAACGAUACUAGGCCUUCGCCCCCGCCUAAGAAGCUGAUAACUAACGGCAAGGUUGCUGGAAGGACUCAGAGUAUGAGGGUGCCUAGAUCGCCACCAGCGUCCCCGUCGUCGCCGCAGACGGGCGGCGGGCGACCGUUCAACCUGCCGCCCGUGCCUUUAAACCCGCCUAUUGGUACUAAGAACCCGGCUUCACACUUCGGAACGUUACGAGCACCACGCGGGCUCCGCCCCCCGGGCGUGUGCCCCCCUCCCCCGCCGGGCGCUCCGCCCCCACCCCCCGGAGCGCCGCCCCCGCCCCCCGCGCGGCACCUGCAGCAGCCGCCGCCGCCGCCUCCGCCACACCACAGACAAUCUAGUAUAAACGGCGACGAGGGCAUAGCUCCCAUGCCCCCAGUCCGCGGGUCCUCCAUGAGGUCCUUAGACCUGGAGGCUCGGUUCGCGGACCUGUUCCAGCAUCCCUCGCAGUUCCCCGCGCCCGAUCCCUUCUUACGCAUCGCUAAGGGAUACAGUAGUGCCACCGUCGCCGUGAGCAAGGCGCAGGCGCCGCCGCCGCCGCUGUCCGUCCCGCUGGAGGGCUGGAGCGGCACCUCCUCCGCCUGCUAGCGAGCCCGGGGGGCGCCCGCCCCCCCGACACCCGCCGCCCCGCAGCCCGCCCCCGCCCCGGCCCCCGCGCCCCACCCGCCGCCGGCGCGCUCGGGCAGCACGGCGCACCUGGUGCCGGCCGCCGCGCCCGCGCACGCGCUGCUGUCCGUCGCGCACGCGCUGCUGUGCCCCGCCAACGCGCUCGCCGCCACGCUGCUGCCCGCCGCCGUCACGCAGCCCACCACUGGAACCGACAUACUGCCCAUCGAGGAGCCUAUGAUGCCCACCGAUGACGUCAGCGACCUCAAGGACGUGUUCGACGCCAUCAACAGACUGUGCGAGACCAUGAGGACUUCUACCUACGACGAAGUAGCGGACGACUCGCCGGGAGACGAUAACGUCGACGAAUUCGUUGAAACUAUAAACAGUAACGUAAGUAUAAGUAGUGUAGCUGAAUCUGUAAGCGUAGUUGAGUUUGAGGCGCCCGUCGCACAAGUUAUAGAGUGCGAUGCAGAGCUGAUAAGCCCCACAGAAGUAUCGAUAAGGACCAUAGAGGCGUAUAGAGCGGAACGUUGGAGCGACGCGCUUGUGUCGCCCCCUACUGAUGAAACUGAUACGUUCCCGUCAGACACGGAACCGGCUAACCCGACCUGCGAGCCGGUUAGUGAAAUGUACUAUACGGCGUCUUCCGAAGUCUCGCUACUAUCUGACUUAGAACUGCCCGAAAGACCGCCAGUAGAUGAGGAAGCGACUGAAGUCAAAGAUAAAGAGGAAAGAAAGGAAUGCGUUAUAGCCGGGCAUGUUGCCGCGAUGCGAGAGAGGUUCGAGUCUAUGACGCGAACUAACACGCCGUGCCCCGACCUCGCUCGCUCUACGUCGCCGUCUCUCGACGUGUUUCGGAACAUUACGCCUUCUCCCGACUUGCUAGGUUAGGGAUUAUAGCAGUUGCUGGACAUCUGUUAACACUUGGGUGAAGGAUAGGCAAGUUUAAGGUACUUUACACCAAGUAAGGCUGGUAAUCCUGAUGGCUAUAAACCGUUUAUGGGUCUACAGCUUCCUUGACCAUUGGCAGGGUACAUACUUCAGGAAGGUAGGUUAACUUCCUCAACUAAGCGCCAUUAAAUUUAGAUUUACUAUGUGACUGGAUAAAAUUAGUAAUUUGUAACCUCUUAAUAUUAAAGUAAAUCAGUAUUCGUUUCGUAUUCGAUCGUUGCUAGUCCACUCGUAAUAAAACACGAAUUGUAAUAGACCGAGCGUGCCAAACGGUGUGUUCACACUUAGUUGAAGGGUUGUGAUUUAUUUUCCUUAGCCUCGACAGUCGCAAUUAUAAUGAACAGUUACAUAUCGACAAAGAUUGGUUGUUUAGCUCUAGUUGUAGCGUUACGUAAGGGCAAUUUAUAAUAAAGUAGGAGCUCAAUAUUAGCGGGCUAGUGGGCCGCUAGUGUAAUCGUAACUUUCGAAGUAUUCACGCUAUCUAAAUCGGUUACAGCCGUGACCUCGGGAAGCUCAAAUUUUGUAGUUUUUGUAACUAAAUCGUCGUAAACUUGCAGUGAAUUGUACACUUGUAUUUCGUCAGACCAAGUAGCCAAUAAUGCUUAGCUUAGACGUUACAAAACAGAUAAUUAAUUAUACAGCGGUACAGUAAUCAAUGCCACUUACAAUUAUUACUGUUUUUGAGGUGUUUGCAUUUUAAAUUGAGUUUUUUAAAUGUUGCCAUAAAUAGAUGUUAAGUAUUUGUUGUGAAAUUAUUUUAAAAAUAGCAUCAUUUGUUUAUUUUAAAUUGAUUAAUGUUGUGAAUUAUUUACUAAAAUAUUUAAUUGGGUUGAACGAAUCGUUUAAUGGUGAUACUAGUUAAAUGCAAUAAUUGUAUUAUUACUUUAUAUGAUUAAGCCUGUUGUAAUUCAUGUAUUUUUAGGAUACGGUAUUAAUAUUUCUUCUAAUAACAAGUUAGCGAAUAGUUGUCAUGUAUAAAUGUGUUAUGUGUACAGACGAGACCUUUUAUUAUAUAAUUCAAUAUACAGCUUUAUUCAUAUC
Molecule: messenger RNA, 4111 nt
Organism: Helicoverpa armigera (cotton bollworm)
Lineage: Eukaryota; Metazoa; Arthropoda; Insecta; Lepidoptera; Noctuidae
Product: WAS/WASL-interacting protein family member 2
Exons: 8
Coding region: 518-2098 (526 amino acids)
Molecular function (GO): actin binding
Source: RefSeq, a predicted model, not a curated record